UACCAAAUUGGCUGCUUUAUUUAAUUUAAUCGUAAAAAGCGAGCGUGAGGUGUUUACCGGUACAUUUUGUGUUCGACAUUGCUAAGCGGGAAAGUUGUAGCUAGAAACUUCCUCUCCGCUUGGUGAUUGUGAAACCGAACCCAAUUAUCCGAUUCUCACAUUGAUUGCUGCUUUUCUUAUAUUGAGUCUGUGUUGUAUUGUGAUAUCAGUAGCACCACACUAUCGCAUCCACGCCGACGCGCCGUAUUUUCAGCCAAUAUGGACCAUCUGCUUAGAUCAGCUCGUGCUUGCCGUUUACGUUACCGUUCACUUCCUUCUUCUCAAACCCUAAUUUCUCACUUCUCACGCCGCCUUCACUCAUUUCCCAUAGAAUCUGCAUCUGCUCGAUCCACCUCCUUUGUUUCCGAUGUUUCGAGUUCGCGACGGGAUUUAGGAUCGUAUUCGUUGCUUCCUGCUAUUUUGGCUGGGAUUUUUGGAAUUCGAUUGGUGGAAACGGCUUAUGCAGAUCAAGCUAAUGAGGAUGUGCAAGAAAUUGCUAAGAAAGAGCGUCAGAGAAUUCAGGAGUUGCUUACAACUAGGGGAAUUCGACAAGGUUCUUAUCCUCGCUUCAAUGUCGCUGUUAAAGGCCAGAAGGUCAGUAUCAAGUUUCAAAUUCCUCCUGGUUGUGAAGUUUCACAACUUAUUGCAAAUCUUACUGCACAUCUUGGACUGAAAUCUGAAGGCAAUGGUGGUGGUUCAGAUAUGAUUUUGCGUUCUUGGGACAGCACAGUUGCUUGGCAACUUACCCUUACUCAUCCAUCAAAUAAAAAACAUACUCAACAGAAUGAACCGUCAUCGAUAGAUACAAAUGCACAUGAUGAAGAUCUAUGUAUACUUAUCUUUCAUUCUCUUAUUGGCUCAGAUAAAGUUGAAAUUGAAUUUAUGAAGCAAGGGAACUUGAGUCCCCAAGAGCUUGAUGCUUUCAUAUCUGUUUUACAAUUAGCUGGUAACAAGUUGGUAGAAAGAAACCCCCUAGAAGGAAAGCCAAGGGAAGACACUGAACAUACGCCAUCUCUAGAUAAAUCUAUUUCUAGUCUUGAGGCCAUGGGAGUAAGAACAUAUGGACUCAAUGAACCCAUAGGUACAUCAAAUGGUGAGAUAUCAUGGGACAACAUUGCCGGGUACGAGCAUCAAAAACGGGUAAUAGAAGAUACAAUACUAUUGGCUUUGCAUAGUCCUGAAGUAUAUGAUGAUAUUGCUCGAGGGACUCGGCAUAAGUUUGAGUCUAACAAACCUCGAGCCGUGUUGUUUGAAGGUCCACCAGGUACAGGGAAAACCUCUUGUGCCCGUGUUAUUGCCAAUCAAGCGGGUGUCCCUUUGCUCUAUGUGCCCCUUGAGGUAGUCAUGUCUGAGUUCUACGGUAAAAGUGAACGCCUUCUAGGGAAAGUGUUUUCUCUAGCAAACGAUCUUCCUAAUGGUGCUAUUAUAUUUUUGGAUGAGAUUGAUUCUUUUGCUGCUGCUCGUGAUAGUGAAAUGCAUGAAGCUACACGUAGAAUAUUGUCAGUAUUACUGCGACAGAUAGAUGGCUUUGAGCAGGAUAAGAAAGUGGUUGUCAUUGCUGCCACAAAUAGAAAGGAAGACCUUGAUCCUGCAUUAAUUAGUCGGUUUGAUACUAUGAUCACUUUUGGUUUACCUGAUCAUCAUAAUCGUCAGCAGAUAGCAUCCAAAUAUGCAAAGCACCUGUCCAAAGCCGAACUUGAUGAACUUGCAAGAGUUACAGAAGAUAUGUCUGGAAGAGAUAUUAGAGAUGUUUGUCUGCAAGCGGAACGAUCCUGGGCAUCAAAGAUUAUUCGGGGACAAAUAUCCAAAGAUGACGAAGAAGUGAACCUUCCACAUUUACAAGAAUAUAUAGAGUGCGCCACAAACCGACGGGAAGCGCUGCUUAGUACUGCUGCAAAGAGGAAGCUCCAAAGUUCUUCCCGAAACAGGAUAAUAAGUGACUAAGCACAUGUUUGUUUGGGCGGUGGGUAAGAGAUAAACGCGCAUCCAUUUAGAAACCAGAGUUUGUAGCCUCUACUUUAUCACAUUGAAAUGUCCUUCGACCGUGCGAUUGAGGUAGAGAGAUGAACAACCAAACAUUGGCUAAGACUUGGGACCUCAUUUGACAGAGCUCAAAGGCUUGAUUAUUAUUUUCUGUUUUAAUAUUAACUUAUUCAUAUAAAGAACCCUCAAAUUGGACUUUUUGUAGUGGUUAAGGACUAACUUGUUUCUUUGACUUAUUUUCUCUCUGAAAAAGAAAGAGUUUGACCUAUUUUAGCUUA
Cicer arietinum (chickpea) is the source of this 2300-nucleotide messenger RNA. RefSeq lists its product as uncharacterized. Gene Ontology annotation, molecular function: ATP hydrolysis activity; ATP binding. The record is from RefSeq and is a predicted model, not a curated record. NCBI's taxonomy places the organism in Eukaryota, Viridiplantae, Streptophyta, Magnoliopsida, Fabales, Fabaceae.